Molecule: messenger RNA, 983 nt
Organism: Microdochium trichocladiopsis
Lineage: Eukaryota; Fungi; Ascomycota; Sordariomycetes; Xylariales; Microdochiaceae
Product: poly polymerase catalytic domain-containing protein
Exons: 4
Coding region: 327-809 (160 amino acids)
Molecular function (GO): NAD+ poly-ADP-ribosyltransferase activity
Source: RefSeq, a predicted model, not a curated record
CGGUGCUAUAUUGAUUGAACUCAAGCUCCUCUACGCAUUGUGCCCCAAGCAUCAGGAGAUCAAAAGUCUCCUGAACACUGUGGCCCAAGAAGCCGAAGAGCAGAGACGGAUGUUCGGGUCACUCUCUCAGCCUACGCGUCAUAUCUACUCUUGCCUCACGUACAGGUUCCGGCGGUUGACAGAUCCAACAGCGGCAGAGUGGCGAGACAUCUGCGGAUACCUGCACGGCUCCAAUCAGCCAGCCCAUAGAAAUCGAAUCGAUGGUCAGGGGAUCUAUACACUAUCCAUAAAGCCAAACUCGCCGAACGACUAUCAAGAUUGGCUACAUGCCCGUGAGCUGGCACGACUUGAUUGAAGCUUAUAGGGACGAUGGAUCGACAGCGGGAACAGCGGCACGCCAUCGGAUCGACACGAAACGAUUGCUGCUUUGGCACGGGAAUCCCAUGCACAACGUCAUCAGUAUCCCUGAGACAGGUCUUCGCACUCGACCUCCGAACUGCACAGCCAGGCGGACAAUGUUUGGGAAAGCAAUAUACCUGGCUGAUGCGUCCAGCAAGUCGGCCAACUACUGCGGGAGCCACAAUGGCGAAGGGGCGGUCCUCGUUCUGUGUAAGGCGGAUCUGGGGCGAGGGGGAUAUCGAGGUGGCGAUAUAGUGAUCCAAGACGGGGACAAAAAGAAGAGAUGUGUGCAAGGAGUGGCUAGCAGUUUGGAAAUCAAUCAGCUGGCGUAUUGCAGCUGCGCCAGCAACAUCAGCCGCGGAAGUCGAGAUGGUGAGUUGUUAAACUUCGCUAUGAACUUGUUAACGUAACAGGGGAGCUAGCGGUAAACACGAGGUUUUCGCUAUAAUGAAUGCGCGAUGAAGAACAAGUGGUGUUUAACCCUGCGCUAUAUGGCCAGGGCGAGGAUUUGGAAAGUCGUCUGUAGGACGAGAGUAAGAUGAUGUGACGGGGCACACCCGGGAAUGCGCAAUUCUUAUGAUGUC